CGGAUGGGACGAUGUGACGGAUGUGACCAGAUGUGAGGGUUAUGAGCGUUGUGAGCUAUGGCGUCAAGUGAGGUAGAUUUAAUCAGUAAUGUACUAAGCAGUGAUGACUGUUCAAAAAUACCGGAAGAUAUUCGGAAAAAGAUAGAGUCUUAUGUUAGAAGUACAGCAGAACAAAGCGUUGUAGCUAAAGCGUUAUUGGAGACAACUAAGGGAAACUUCGAAGCAAGAAUUAUUACUGUUGAGAAGGAGCUUAGUGCAGUCAAAGAAGACAAUGUCACUAAGACAGUCAAACUUGAUUCCGCUGAAAGGGAAUUGGAAGAGUUGCAAAAGAAAGCACAGUCAUUGCAGGAUGAGGUCGAGAAACUACGGAAUUCAGUACAGAGGCUAGAACAGGAGAACAUAGAUUUCCGCCGACAACGUGACAGUGCAGUAGAUGAACGUGACAGCCUCCAGAAGAUGGUUGACAGGCGAAAUACAGAGCUGCAGCAUAUGCAGGAUGAUGUCAGAAUGCUGAACAGUCAGCUGAAAUCUGCCAUUGAUGCCAAAUGUGAAGCCAUCGCCAAAUAUGAAGGAGUCCAGAGUCUUGAGGUUUCCCUUGAGUACAAGGAGAAACGGUUGAAUCAAGAGCAAGACCAACUCAGGAAACAGGUCCAGAACCUUACCGAAGAUUUGGACAAGCAUACAGCUGAGCUUAUGAAUAUGAGGAGAGAACAUACGAAUAAGCAUCUUCUACUGCAGUCUCAGCUGUCACAAAUCACUGAGGAGCUUCAUAUUGCUAACCAGUCGAAUGAGGAGCUGAAAUCUACAAAUGCCACGCUGGUUGGGAAAUUGGAAACUGCGAUGCAGAAACUGGUAUCGCAGAGAGAAAGUGAAAGCAAGAUGCGGGACACUUAUGAACAGGAACUUACGGCACAGACGCGUCUAGCACAGAUUUAUAAAGGAAUGAGUGAUGAUGCUUCAUCCAAAUCACAGGAACUUUCGAAUGCUGUGAAAGAAUUACAGGAAUUGUUACAAAGUGCUUCUAAACAGUAUGGAGAUCUUGAAACUGAGAUGAAGAGAAAGGAGAUGUUACACGAAGCAGAACUGGCAAAGAAAACGGAGUGUAUUGCCCUUCUGAAGAAGGAAUUGGCAGAUGCAAAUGAACUACUGAAAGCAGCAAAGCAGGAGACGUUAGAUGCUGCUAUUGAGAGUCUGUCACCAUCAGCUGCUGCUGCUAGCCGCCUCAUCAAGUCAGGCAUGACACUGACACAGAUUUAUAGUCAGUAUGUAGCAGUUUCAGAAGAGCUCUUUUCCCAGAAGGAAGAAACGCAGAAAUUAAACCUGUAUAUAACCACUAUCAUGGAAGAAAUUGAGGAGAAAGCACCAAUUCUUAAGAAGCAGCGUGAGGACUAUGAACAUGCUCUUGAAAAUGUGGCCACACUUACCAAACAGAUUGACGAAUAUAUCAUUGAAUGUAAUAAGCUGCGUCAUGAAGCUUCUGAAGCUCAGAAGGCUGAGGCUCACCACAGCCGAGAAAAUGCACGUCUCAAACAGGAAGUGGUCGAUUUGGCAAAGCAAGUGUGCUUCCUGCUUAAAGAAGUUGAAAUGGCUCGAACUGGUUUCAGUGCUGGACAGAGUCACAUGGAAGAGUCUUCGUCAGACAUUACUAGCUCUUCCCAAGUCAUUUCACAGGCACUUGUAACUUUUGGCAGCAUUGAAGAACUUCAGACUAAUAAUCAGAAGUUGUUAAUGCUGGUGAGAGAACUGAGCUCGAAGGAAGAAGAAGCAGAGCUCCUUCAGGCUGAGCUUAACCCAGAACAAAUUCAUGAUAAAAUAGAGCAGUAUGCUAAGAGAGUAAAGGAAUUGGAAGAGAACAAUGAACAGCAUACAAAAAUGAUGGAAACUUUGCUUAGACAGCGGGACAUGUAUAGGACACUUUAUGAACAGCAGCUGAAAGGGGGAAGUAGUCCAAUGAAGUUGCCAGAGCAGGUGUCUCCAAAGUCAUAUAAAGGACUUUCACUUAACCAAGGAACAGUUCUUCAGGAAAAGGAAAACGUGAUUCAGGAAUUAAAAGCUAAACUAAAUGAAUCUCAGAAAGCUUUUAAGGAGCUUAAAGAAGAAAUGGUUGUAUAUCGAACAGAACGUCAGACCAAUGAACGAAUUUUGACUGAAGAAUUAGAUACCAUGAGAUCUGAGCUCAGAGAACUUCGUACCAAUAAUUGUAAGCUACUUUCUCAGGCUGAAUACAAUGAAGAAAGGUUUAAAAUUCUCAAUGCUAAUACAGGUAUUUACAAAUCACAAAUUACUGCACUGGAAGAGAAAAACAAAACCUACAGCUCAACUGUAGUGAAGCAUGAACAGACUAUCAUGCAUCUUAAAGAUGAAGCGUUAGAUGCUCAGGCCAAACUCUCCAAAGCUGAAGUGAGUUUGGAAAAUCUGAAGAGAAAGUGUCAGUUGUUGCAGGAGACAGAAGCUCGUCUCUUGAAAGAAAGAGAAGUACUGAAUCGUGAAAAGCAGAGCCAGGGAAUAUUAUUAGCAAACUUGGAAUCCAUUCGUACCAGUUUAGAACGAUCAGAAACAGAAGGAAAGUUGCGGCUGGAGGCACGGCUUGAUGAAUCAAUGAGGGAAUGUGGUGCACUUAGGAGGAGGUUACAGGAGGAACAAGAUCGUUUCCGUGAAUUGUCUUCCCACAAUGAGCGUCAGUUGGAAGCUGCUAAGAAACGUCAAGAAGAAGAGGCAAGAUUGGGGGCACAAACCAGAGAUGAUCUUAACUUGGUUAGAGAAGAGCUGGUUAAGGAAAAGAAAAUGGUGGAGUCAUUGACCAAGAGGAUCAAAGAGAUAGCAGCACCACCUCCUAGUCAGAAGACUCCUACCGAAGCCGAGGUCAUGGCAAAGAAGCUAAAAGAAAUUGAAACUCAGUUGAAUCGGAGUCAGAGUGAGUUGAAAUUGACACAACAGCAGCUAGCAUCUUCAAAACAGCAUGCCAAACAGUACUCUGAGGUGUCUGAGGGGACAGAGAAGCAGCUGAAGGAAGUUACAGCAAAGUUUGAUCAAUAUAAGGAGGCUACAGAGAAAAAACUAGCAGACUGCAGGAACAGUGAAGAGCAGUUGAAGAAGCAAGUAGCAGAUUUAAGUUCUCAGCUUUCGAAACUGUCGACUGGUACAAGUCAUUCAACAGCUGAACUAAAUGAUCAGCUGGACAAGAUGCAAAAGGAGUUGACAUCAGCACUUUCUGAUCUUGAGCAGACCAAGAAAGACCUGGUUCAAGCUCGGUCUGAUCUUGUGUCACUUUCAGGAAAUGUACAAGCUGCUGAAGAGAAAUAUGCGCAUGAGGUGGUUCUGCAUUCAGCUGACAUUCAGACAUUAUCAUCUUUGAAGGAAAAGUUUGCAACUUUGAGUUCUGAACUGUCUGAACUUCGACUUUCCAAAGAACAAGCUGAGAACACUCUCAAUGAACUGCGUUCAGGCUGGGAAGCAAGAGAGGAACACUUUAAAAAAGAGUUAAAUGAUACCCAAAAGCAAGUAAAGGAUAUGGAUUCUCAGAAUGCUUUGCUGCAUGAUCAGAUCCAAGCACUGAGUUCACAACUUGCUGUUCUGCGAGCAAGUGGUCAUCAGACAGACUCUGCAGUGAGAAAUAUAUCCAGUGACUCACUAAAUACCUCCAUAUCAGAAGAAGAGAAGAAAUCCUCAGAACAGUUACUUCAGAUUGUCAAGUACCUUCGCCAGGAGAAGGAUAUAGCUCUCUCGAAAUAUGAAGUCCUGCGUACUGAAAAUCUCCGCCUGAAAUCACAGCAAGAAUAUCUUGAAAAGCAAGCAGAAGAUGCUAAGAAAUCUUUGUUGGUAGAACAAGAGAAGAUGGAAGCAUCUUCAGUGACAGCUGCCAAACAUUCAGAGCUGUUGAGGAAGGUGGAGACUCUGAAUGCUAUAACAGACAGUAAUCGCAUAUUGCGUGGAGAACGGGAUGAUCUCCAGGUUAAAGUUCGUGAAUUGCUGGAGCAGGUGGAGAAGUUAGAAAAGGAACUAGGCCCUUUGAAGGAAUCCAACACCGAUCUGUCCGCUCGUGUUGAAUCUAUGACUGCUGAGAAUGUUGCACUUCGUGGAGAAGCUGGAAGACUGAGGCAGAGAAUGAACUACCUUAUUGAGCGGUCAAGCAAGGCGAGCCCCGAGGAUUGGAGGCGGUUGCAGCAAGAAAGAGAAGGACUUGUGAGGCAUCUAAGUGGGGAGAAGGAGGCCCACCAAAAAACUGUGGAAGAGAAUAGAGGACUGAGGCAAGAGAAAAUCCGGCUGGAAGAACAGUUAAGUGCCCUUCAACGCCUACAACAGCAGCAAGCAGAAGAUCUGCGUAAACGUGUUGAUGAAGUGAACACACUGAAUCAGACUGUGUCCAAGCUUCAGCAGGAAUUCAAUGAUACUAAGUCUACCUUACUUAAGAAAAAUGAAGAACUGGCUACAAUUACAGAAGAUCUGGGUGCCAAAGAAGCGCUGUUGACUGACACGAAAAAUAAAGAACUGCAGAUUCGCAAGAUAGCGAGGCGCUACAAAUCGCAGUUUGAAGAUCUAACAAAAACAGUGGAGGAGGGGAAGGUUGCUAAAGAGAAGGAAGAAGCUGCUGUGGCUGCAGCAGCAGCAGCCGCAGCUGUGUCCGCCCAAGAGAUUCCUCCAGAAAUGCAGGAACAGCUGCGAGAUGAGGUUAGAAGAGAGAUGGAGAGUAAGUUAAAGGAGGCUGAGAGCAGACAUUCCGCUGUAGUUAAGGAGCUAACAGAACAGGUUACAAGUUCACGUCAGGAAACAGAAAUCCUACGUAGAGAGAAUGAUGCGUUGAAGGCUUCUAUGGCUGAUAAGGAAGAGAGAACAAAGUCUCUACUGAAAACUGCUCGACAGAAAAUAAUGCACCAAACAGAGAUGAACCAGACAUUGUCCCGUCAGCUGUCCGAUUUAGAGCAGUCUAAAGGCAUCAUGCAGAUGAAUGCUAUGAAAACGCAGUAUGAAAGCCGGAUUUCUCAUCUGGAGAAAGAGAAUGCAGAUGUGCGAGCUGAGAAACAGCAAGACAAAGAGCGUCUGACGAGGGAUGUAGAAGCACUGAAUCAGCGAUUGAAUCAGCUACAGCGUCAACUUGACAAACAGCAGGGAUCUAAACCAUCCACCAGUUUAGGUCCUGUUGAGAAAGCUAAUAUUGAGCCCCCAACAGCCAAUAUAAAGCCAAUGGCAGGACCAUCUUCAACACAGUCCAAGCAACAGCCGAUGCAGCAGUCUGUAACAGUCACUCCAUGGCCAGGACGAGGUGAAACUCCUUUUGCCAGCAUUCGGCCAAUGUCAAUGCAGUCACGUACAGUAGCAGUAUUGCCAACAAGUCAGACCAGCAGUUCUAGCAGUAAUCAAACAUCCAGCCAGAGCACACAGGUUUUGGUCCCUCCACAACAGCAGUUGGUCCACACAACAGGCUCGGCAAGUGGUACUAGUGCAGAAGUGUUACCAUCAUCACCCACCUCAUCUCACACAGACUACAUGCCAGCUACCAGCUCAGCUGGGUCCUCAGUGGGCCCCAUCCGUCAAGUAGCAGUGCAACCAACGCAGCAGGCUACUGUUACAACUGUCACAGUUGGGCCGUCACCUAGUUCACGUGAGGAGCCACCAGUCUCAGCAGCUGAAUCUACUCAGGAUAUAGAAACAGAAUCGGAUGACAUGGAAGUCCAGCAAAUUCCUGGUGCUUCUUCACAGCAGCAACAAUUGCAACAACAGCAGCAGCAACAGGGCCAACAAGCUGUGGCAUUAGUUUUGCCUAGAGUGGAGCAACAAACGUCCACGACACAAACUCAGACUCAGGUGCAGCUGAUAGUAGAACAGUCUGUAGUUGUUGCCAGCAGCCAAGCCAACAGCAGUAACACUGUAACGACUACUCGGGCAGGAGUUAAACGUCAGAGGGAUUCCAAAGGAGACAGCACAACUAGGACUGAGGAGAAGAACAGUGGAUCAUCUCAGGUAAAGCGACCUCGAGCACAGGAAAUGUUCCAGCCAGUGCCAUCUGAGUCAGGUGUCGAUGUGGAAUAUCAGGUGCCAACUUCAUCACAGAGGGACCAUGAGGAUGAAGUAAUUGUAGUUGACUCCGAAGAUGAUGAUGACGAUGAUGAUGGCAUUGCAGAUGAAGGAGUAAUUGAAGAACCUGAUGAUGGCCCUGAAUUUGAGGAGGAAACAGACAAUGGGGAGAGCUAUGAGGUUGAAGGUUAUGACAGAGAUGAACAGGACCUGACUGCAUAUGAUGAAGGUGAAGGGCCUGACAUAGAUGAGGAGACUGCACCUGACCAAGCCAACAAUGAAGUGGAAAUCAUGGAGGACAGCAAUGAGGUGCCGAACCAGUCUGGCAGCAGUAUUAUAGGAACAGUGGACAACAGUGCUGGUCAGUCUGCUACUGUGCCAGUAGCGUCCUCGGCAGAAGUACUUCAUCCCCCACAACAGCAACACUCUGAGGCUACCAGCAGUGGAUCAGCCACACAGCCUGAGAGUGGAAGCAUCAGUUCAGUAGUCAUGAGUCAGGCUUCGCCCUCGGUUCCAACCGGCUUUGCCAGAGGAAGGCACGUGCCUCCCCUCUGCAGGCAGCAACAGCAUUUAGUAUUACAACCACCAAGUUAUGAAGAUGCAGGAGAUGACAGCAUUGUUCCCAGUACUCCCACGCUCUUUGUUCCAAGGCGUACAGAUGGUUUUGGGGAGGCAGUCAGCUCUCCACAAGUCCCAACAGGAAGGUUUACCUUCUCUGAUACGAACCCACCAACUGCCCGAGCAGGAAUUGCGCAGAUGGCUUCAGAAGGCAUGGACGACACUCGCAUGGACUUGACACAGCUUGAAGAGUCUGGAACAGGACGAAGUGUUCCUUCCACUCCUCUCCAGGUGUCACCACAAGGUGAGUUGAGUACAUUGGAGAUGUCUAGUGAGGUUGGUCAGAGUGUGGGUGGAAGUGACAGCAGCGAGCAGACACCGCCAGAGCAUCAGGUAGAAGGCGGCCCAAACAGCAUACCAUCCAUCACAGUGACUCAUGUUACAGAGGAAGCAGCUGCCACCACAGAAACAGAGGAGGAGAUGCCCCCACCACAGCUGGCAGAAACAGAUGAAUCAGGUGAACCCAGAGAAUUGUCUGAAGAUCAUGCUGCUGGGCAGGAAGAUGUUCUGGACUUAGCAGACGAUGGUGGAGAUGGGGUGAGUUCUGAGGGAGAGAAGUCCCAGGCUGUGGAAGACAUAGAAGAGGGGCGUGAGGCAGAGGCAACAGUGGAGCCCGCAAUGAGCAGUACCUCUCCACGGCGAGUGCACGGAGGCACAGCCCGACGGUCUGGACGUGGUGCGUUCAGAAAUCGAAGUCGAAUAGUCAUGAGACCCACACCCAUUAUUUGGAAUGAGCCAGGUUCCACUUCCAGCAGAGGAUGCGGCAUGAUGAUGAUGAGAGGAGGCCCAGGUGAUCCCCAAAGAGGUAACUUCCAGCGAGGUCCCCAAAGGGGCCGUCGGAUGAGAGGGAAACCAAAGGGGAACUUCCCACCAUACCAGAUGAGGUUUUAAUACCAUACGGGCCCAUGUACAUCAUUUUCUUUAACAUUAUCCUAUUUAAAGGCACAGUUGCAAGAAUAUUAAAGAAACGCCUGCUAGCUUUAUCAUGUCUGCAUAAAGCAACUCAAUGCCUGUUGGAUGGGCUUUCAUGACAGUGUAUGCUGCAGAGUUGUACCAAAAUGUGUCGACAAGAGGCAAUUCAAUGCCAGGUUGUGGUAUGGAAGUCAUGAUAUAUGGAGGGGAAACAGAGCACCCUGGCAGUAUUAGUAGAGUCAUAUUCUUGCAUUUUCAUGUGAUUAUGUUUGCAAAGCCAUAGUUUGCGACCUUUAGUCAAGUGGUGAACCUACCUACAAAGCUGAGAAAUGCUGUGGCGUGUAAUCUGCAGAAUCCAAGCUAAACAUUUUGUAUAGAGUUCCUCAAGAUGUAGUGGCCUGGCAGGGCACUGCUAGGCACACCAGAGCAUUCACCAUUGAUAAAUCUCAUUUGUAAGCAUUGUUCUAUUACAUAACACUCAUAUACGUGCAUUUAAAUAAAGUGAUGAUUAUUUUAUGGCCAUGUAUCACAGCUCAGAGUCUGGAUUAUUUUAUAUUAUGGAAAGACCAUUAGUGUUAUAUUCCAUAUUUUCUGUAUUGUAAGACGCACUGGAAUAUUAAGAGACACUUGGAUUUUAAUGAAAAAUUUGAGAGAAAACACUAUUGUAUCUUCAGACCAUAAAAUGCACAUUGAUUUGAAGCAUAGUUAUCUAGGGGAAAAUAAAUGUAUACUUAUACUCUGGAAAAUAUGGCAUAUUCCAUUCUGUACAAUCCGAGGUUCUCACAGUGGUGGUUACGAAGAGUUCUGUCUUCUGGGUUAUAACCCUAAAUAGUCCAUUGAAAGUUGACCAGUAUUUUGGAGGAACAUGUUGUCUCCUCUGCUGGACUGAAGAAAAAACCCAGCAACAAAGCAGGAAGAAGCAGAGCUUACAGCAUAGGUUGCCUUUUAGUGGACUAAAUGGUGUUAUAUAUCGGAAGAUAGAAUUCUAUAUUUUCUAUUCCAUCCAGCAAGAAGGUACAUAUUUUAAGAGUACCAUCUUCUGGGAUGUGGUUGCAUGUGGUCUAGCAGAUAGGAACCAGUGUUUCAGAGAAUCUACUGCUUCCAUCUGCAAGGUAGAAGAACAUGCACUUGUCUCUCCUAAUUACUGUGAAGUUAUUUCGCGUUGUAGCAUGUAUAUCGCCUAGUUUUGGUUUUAAUAUCUGAUUGCCUGAGUUUCCUUGGAUCCCUUGAAUGUUUUGAGAUGUCUCAUAUGUUCUGUGAGAUCUCCACUGUAGUCAGUUUGGUUCACAUCAUGUAUUGUAAACAUCUCACUUUAUAAUGGUAACAUAAAAGAUUUGUGACUGA
Molecule: messenger RNA, 8886 nt
Organism: Cryptotermes secundus
Lineage: Eukaryota; Metazoa; Arthropoda; Insecta; Blattodea; Kalotermitidae
Gene: Mgtor
Product: nucleoprotein TPR
Exons: 26
Coding region: 58-7521 (2487 amino acids)
Biological process (GO): mRNA export from nucleus; protein import into nucleus
Cellular component (GO): nuclear pore
Molecular function (GO): structural constituent of nuclear pore
Source: RefSeq, a predicted model, not a curated record